This is a messenger RNA of Episyrphus balteatus (marmalade hoverfly), 1472 nucleotides long. Its product is annotated as formin-like protein 1. The transcript has 5 exons. The record is from RefSeq and is a predicted model, not a curated record. Lineage: Eukaryota; Metazoa; Arthropoda; Insecta; Diptera; Syrphidae. Bases 112 to 1338 code for a protein of 408 amino acids.
ACAAGGUCUAGUAAAUCCGAAAAGAAACUUUACUCGUAAACAACGUGAAAAAUAUUACGUUUUCAUUAACUGGCGGUGGAGUUAAUAAAUUAAAAAAAAAAAAAAAACAAAAUGAAUUUAAAAAUUCUUUUGACAACGUUAACUUUGUUAAUUGCAGGAGUUUUUAAUGUGAAUGCAAGUAGUCCAGCAGCUUUGUACAUUCGACAAAGAGCUGAAGAUGCACUUCAAGAACAAAUGAUUAAAUCAAGAUCAACGCAAAUGCUACGAUCAAGUAUUAGUUCAUGUCAUCCGUAUUAUUCUGAACUUUUGAACAAUAUUUUGGCCAAUUAUGAGCAAAAUCUUAAAAAGUGUGAGGAUAAUGAAAAUGAAAAGCUUGAAACACUGGCAAGUGAGGGUCAACAAUCGAGAGAUGCUACAACUGAGACUUUAAAUGAAGUUUGUGCAAAUCUUGAUGGAUGUAAAGCUGAAUCAGAGAAUUUGGAAUUUUUUGACUGUGUCAAUUCAUCGGGAGAUAAAAACACUCGCGGAGUAUGGAAGGCAUCUAAGGAUUCGUCAGAUACUGCUGCUCAUAUUAGAGAACAGAUUCAUGUUAUAAAAUACGAAAUAGGAAGAUGUAAUAGUGAUGCAGAACGAAAGUAUAUUGUGGAAACGGCCAAGGCUACUGAUGAUAUGAUGUCUUGUUAUGCAAAUGGAGGUGUUAUACCCACAGAUCCUCCAGCAACUGAUCCACCAGCAACUGAUCCUCCAGCAACAGAUCCUCCAGCAACUGAUCCUCCAGCAACUGAUCCACCAGCAACUGAUCCAACAGCAACUGAUCCACCAGCAACUGAUCCACCAGCAACUGAUCCUCCAGCAACUGAUCCUCCGGCAACAGAACCACCAGCAACUGAUCCACCAGCAACUGAUCCACCAGCAACUAAUCCACCAGCAACUGAUCCACCAGCAACUGAUCCACCAGCAACUGAUCCACCAGCAACUGAUCCACCAGCAACUGAUCCACCAGCAACUGAUCCACCAGCAACUGAUCCACCAGCAACUGAUCCUCCAGCAACAGAUCCUCCAGCAACUGAUCCUCCGGCAACAGAACCACCAGCAACUGAUCCACCAGCAACUGAUCCUCCAGCAACUGACCCACCAGCAACUGAUCCUCCAGCAACAGAUCCUCCAGCAACUGAUCCUCCAGCAACAGAUCCACCAGCAACAAAUCCACCAGAAACCGAUCCUCCGGCACCAUCAUCAAGCGAAUCAGACGAAAGGGAUCAAGUAGAAGAACUUGAAGAUAGUAAAGUACGUACAAGACUUGAAAACUUUAUGAAAAAUUGGGGAAGGCGUGUUUAAAAGUCACACAAAAUAUUGACUUUUGAAUACAACUGUGGUUAUUUAAUAAUAUCUUUUUUUAAUUUAAUAUUGGUUUUAAGCAUUAUAGUGAGAUUAAAACAUAAAAAUUAUUUUUAUACAAAACAAAAAAAUAA